AGCCCCUUUGAAGGCCAGACUCGCCUGUUUGCAAUCAGCUUCUCGGGUUGCAACCUUAACCACCCAUCCCGUAGCCCACGCCCCAGCCAGGUGGCCACCCACAGAGGGCUCUGUGAAUAUGGCCAAGGAACAGCAUGGGACCUGGUUUGGCUUUGGUUUCUGCGGCUUUGGGCAAGUGCUGGGCUCUGGGGAUGGGCGCCAUUCGGUGCACAGUCCCGAACCACUGUGUGCCAGUGAGGACGUUUGCCGAGUGAGUGCUAGCUGGAGCUACACCGCCCUGGUGACCCGUGGAGGCCGGGUGGAACUGUCAGGCUCUGUGAACAGCUCAGCAGAUGGCUGCCGGGAUGCGUGGGCUUCCGAGGGACUCCUGGUGGUGGUGUGUGACAAAGACGGGUCCAGCACAGAGCUGCAGGCCUGGACGCCAGGCUCAGCACUGCAGGGGGAGCCCCUUUGGGUCCAGAACCUGGUUUCUGGGGCAGAGGACCCAGGGGAAGAUGAACCCUGCAGUGAGACUAGGGCGGGUACCCUACCGCUGCUGCCCAGUGCCCAUGCCUACGUGAACCCGCAGCCCCCCUUCUGCCAGCCUUUGGCCCCAGAGCUGCGCGUGCGCCAGCUGGAGCUGGGUGCUGAGCAUGUGCUGAUGCUGUGCGAAGCCGGUCAGGUGUUCUCCUGGGGUGGAGGCAGGCACGGACAGUUGGGCCACGGGACGCUGGAGGCGGAGCUGGAGCCAAGGCUGUUGGAAGCCCUGCAAGGCCUCCGGAUGGCUGAGGUGGCUGCGGGCGGCUGGCACUCUGUAUGUGUGAGUGGUGAGUGACCUGAGGCUGUCCCCAAACAAGCUGGUGAACUGGUGAUCUUGGCCACUGCUUCCUCUUGUGGUUUUUGUUUUGUUUUGUGGGUGGUCUAGCCCAGGCCUUAUUCCAAACUCAACCCAAACCAGUCAUUCCUGACCCUCUAGUGUCUGCAGAUUCGGCCCGUUGUCUCCACCACCCUCUUAGGCCUUGCCUGCUGGGGUUGUUAUCGCUGUUACUGGAUUCUCCUCCACUCCCACCCAUCUGCUAGGCACCAAGGCUGCUUUCUAAAAAUACUCCAGAAGGGAGACACACUUAUCCUGGGAACUGCUAAGAGACAGCUCAGCCAGAAAGAAUGGACAAGGCUGCAUAUGCCCAUGAUGGUACCCAGGAACUGAACCCAGGUCCUCUGGAAGAGCAGCCAGUGCUCUUGACCACUGAGCCAUCUCUCCAGCCCCAGAAGCUACUGAUCUGUCUGACUGGGGCUCUCAAUCCCCCCCUAUGUUCUCAUGUAAUAGCCCUAGGAGGCAGUGGGGUCCAACCUGGGCAGGAAAGCAGAGGACUGGACUGGAAACAGCUUAAAGGGAAGUUUCACACCUAAGAUUUAGGAGUUUGAGACCUCAGGCUUGCAAAAGAGGUUGAAGCCUAGAGGUAUCUUAUGGAGCAAGGCUUCCUAGUUUACAAUCUUUACCUUUGUCCUGGUGCUUAACUUCUGUUUCAUCUGACUUCCAAGUGAGGAUAUUGUCAUAUAAAUACUUCUAGGGCUUUGUUAUUGUAUUUGGAAAGCGCAUAAAACACCAGCACAGACUGAGCAUUUUAUAAAUUACUGUUACUGAAUGUUGCAGUCAGUCUCAUUUAAGGCCAGCCUGGCCUCAAAUGGACUCACCUUCAACUCUGUCUUCUUGCCUCUGCCUCCCAAGGAGUGUUAGUGACUAGUGUGUCCUGAUUAGUUUGUUACCAACUUGACACAAGCUAGAGCCAAGGGGAAAGUGAGACCUCAAUUGAAAUUGGCCAUCAGAUUGUCCUAAAAGUAAGUCUGAGGGGGCAUUUUCUGGAUUGAUGGUUGCUAUGGGAGAUCCGCACCUACCAGGGGCUGGGCCACCCCUGAGCAGAUGGUUCUGGGUCCUACAAGAAAGCAAGGGUAGCAAGCCCUGACAUCAUUCCCCUGUGGCCUCUUCUUCAGUUCCUGCCUCCAGGUUUCAGCCCUGACUUCCCUGAAUGAUGGACUGACUUACUAAACUUCCUGGGUUGCUUUUGGUCAUGUAUUUUUUCCACAGCAAUAGGAAGUGACUAAGACAGCACUAUAGUAACUAGCUCCAGUCCUCACCUAAUAUAGAGCCUUGGUGCUACGAGAAGGAAGGCAAGAGCGAGGCAGAAGCCUACAGUAGGACCAGUGGAAGAUGGGAUUGAAAAAGGGCACAGGUGCCAGGCUGUGGUGGCGCACGCCUUUAAUCCCAGCACCCGGGAGGCAGCCGCAG
This is a messenger RNA of Microtus ochrogaster (prairie vole), 2266 nucleotides long. RefSeq names its product RCC1 domain containing 1 (gene Rccd1). The transcript has 3 exons. Lineage: Eukaryota; Metazoa; Chordata; Mammalia; Rodentia; Cricetidae. The coding region runs from base 119 to 814 and encodes 231 amino acids. The record is from RefSeq and is a predicted model, not a curated record.